AUGAUAGCUUGGAGCAUUUGCGAUGCCAACACCGGCUAUGUCCAGAACUGGAACAUUUCCACGGGGCAGGAAGUCCUGGAGAAUGAUCGUGGGGCCAUGCACCAGGUAGUGAUGGAUGUCUUUGCUGGAUACCUGAACAUUGGACACCAUAUAUAUAUAUAUAUGGACAAUCUGUUUUCUUCACUGAGUCUUUUUGAAGAGCUGGCUAGCAAGGACACCGGUGCAUGUGGGACACUGAGGGCCAACCGGAGAGGUGUCCCCAAUGAUAUCAAAUCACACAAGCCCAAGAAGGACGAUCCACCUUUAGUGGUAAAGGAAGGGGACAUCACAUACAUUUCAUGGGCAGACAAGCGAGCAGUAAAACUUAUCACGUCUGUGCACAAUGGAGACACGUUCAUCAAAGAAGUCAGAGCAAAGAAUGAUCCUGCAAGUGCUGGAAGAAUAUCUUCAUUGCCCUUCUCGAACUUUUUUCUGCAAUGCUGUCAUUGUACUUCCCUCAACGCAAUGAAGCCAGCUCACCUACGAAAGAGGAUCGAAGUGAACAAAGUUCGGCUAUCCAUCAUCACUGGCCUUCUCGCAGGGUAUGAGAAGCCGCGUGCUGUCCAUGUGGGACCAAGACUAGAGGCUGAUCAACCACUCGGAAGACUGACGGAGAAGCACUUCCCUGCAAACAACCCCAAGAGGAAUGGAGAUGGGAAGCCAUGUUUCCGAGACUGUGAGGUGUGCUCCAACAGGGAGGGAAAACGUCACCAAACAUCAACUGUUUGCAGAGACUGUGGGAACAUCCCCCUGUGUGACAAGCCAUGCUUCAGACUGUACCACACCAGAAGGAAGUACAAGACGGCCUGUACUCCUGCGUUUCAUCUUGAGAUUGACAAUGUAAUGGAUGCGGAGCAAUAG
Molecule: messenger RNA, 900 nt
Organism: Strongylocentrotus purpuratus (purple sea urchin)
Lineage: Eukaryota; Metazoa; Echinodermata; Echinoidea; Camarodonta; Strongylocentrotidae
Product: piggyBac transposable element-derived protein 4-like
Exons: 2
Coding region: 1-900 (299 amino acids)
Source: RefSeq, a predicted model, not a curated record